Molecule: messenger RNA, 2107 nt
Organism: Lagopus muta (rock ptarmigan)
Lineage: Eukaryota; Metazoa; Chordata; Aves; Galliformes; Phasianidae
Product: serpin B6-like
Exons: 7
Coding region: 112-1254 (380 amino acids)
Biological process (GO): negative regulation of endopeptidase activity
Cellular component (GO): cytoplasm
Molecular function (GO): serine-type endopeptidase inhibitor activity
Source: RefSeq, a predicted model, not a curated record
AUCGACUCAUUCAGUUGGUUUCUGGCAGACUGGCUGCUAGGUCUAGAACACUAGUGAAGAAGCAAGCUUGAAGGGAAUACUGAAGAUACGCAGACUUUGAGAAGGCUUUGAAUGAUGGAUAGCCUCAGUACAGCUGUUUCCACUUUUGCUCUCGACCUCUUAAGAGAGCUGCGUGAGAAAAACAACACAAAGAAUCUGUUCUUUUCUCCUUUUAGUAUUUCUUCUGCUUUGUCUAUGAUUUUGUUGGGUUCGAAAGGUAACACUGAAUCCCAGAUAGCAAAGGUGCUUUCUUUGAGCAAAGCUGAGGAUGCUCACAAUGGGUACCAAUCGCUUCUCUCUGAAAUUAACAACCCUGAGACCAAAUACAUCCUCAGAACUGCUAAUCGACUUUAUGGAGAAAAGACAUUUGAGUUUCUCUCAUCAUUUAUAGAAUCGAGUCAGAAAUUCUACCAUGCUGGGCUAGAACAGGCUGACUUCAAAAAUGCUGCAGAGGAUUCCAGAAGGCAAAUAAAUGGCUGGGUGGAAAAGAAGACUGAAGGUAAAAUUCAAAAACUGUUGUCAGAGGGAAUUAUUAAUUCAAUGACCAGACUUGUGUUGGUGAAUGCCAUCUAUUUCAAAGGCAACUGGGAACAGAAGUUUGACAAAGAGUGCACAACUGAAAUGCCAUUUAAAAUUAACAAGAAUGAGACCAAACCUGUGCAGAUGAUGUUCAGAAAAGGUAAAUAUAACAUGACCUAUAUUGGAGAUUUGGAGACCCAAGUCCUUGAGAUCCCUUACGUUGGUAAUGAACUCAGUAUGAUCGUUCUACUCCCUGAUGCAAUUAAGGAUGAAUCUACUGGCUUGGAAAAGCUGGAAAGAGAACUUACAUAUGAGAAGCUGAUGGAGUGGAUUAAUCCUGAAAUGAUGGACAGUACAGAAGUGAGGCUGUCUUUACCCAGGUUUAAACUAGAAGAAAACUAUGAUCUGAAACCCAUCCUGAGCAACAUGGGAAUGCGUGAUGCAUUUAACUUACAGGCAGCGAACUUCUCAGGAAUCUCCUCUGGUAACGAGCUUGCGCUCUCUGAAGUGGUUCACAAGUCCUUUGUGGAGGUCAAUGAAGAAGGCACUGAAGCAGCAGCUGCCACAGCAGGGGUGAUGUUGCUCCGCUGCGCUAUGAUCGUUCCCAACUUCACUGCCGAUCAUCCCUUCCUCUUCUUCAUCCGGCACAACAAAACUUCCAAUAUUUUGUUCUGUGGCAGAUUUUGCUCUCCCUAAAGAGACAGAAGAACUGCCAUUAACACAGUGAUGUGAUUUCCUUUAGGGUAGAACUGCUCUUUUGCACUUAUUACUUCUUUCCACUGUGCCUGAAUCCCCUGAUCUGGUUGUCGUUUUGGGCUUGCGUAGAGUAACAAAGCUGCUUACACAUACACAGCAGCUUAGAACACUUAAUAUUUUAAUACUUAAAACAGCUGCCUUACACUUCGCACCUGAGUUGUUUUCUUCCUGGCACAAGAAACAUGAACAUCCCACUAGCUCAGUGAACUUCCACCUGUCAUGUAUCUUGCUUGCUUUUUGUGGCCACCAGAUAGCAAGGCAACAUAAAAAAAAGAAGCUGAUUUUGUUUCUGACUAUAGCGGAAGAUAUCUUAGGCUCUGCUCCCCAUUUUUCUUCCUAUCCCCACUUAUUUUUAACUUUCACUUUCUUUAGUGUUUUGAUAAUGGAGGGAGGCUUUGGCAAGCUGUUUCUAAGAGUUACUAAGCACCUGCACUAGACAGAGGUUUUAUUGUAACUGGAUAGCUCUUAUGCAAGAAUAGGAAUAAAAGUUCUGUUUGUAACAAGUGAUCUUACAGGUUUUCAUGGAAUAUUCUUAUCUUAACACCACAUGUGCCACCUGGGAAUAUUAGCUAUCACCUGGUUCAUUAGUCUUUAAAAAAAAAAGUUUAAAAAAAAACAACAAAUGCCUAUGAAGUAUUUAAGUGACAGAGCUUUAUUUUUUUUUCCAAUCUUUGUAUGUUUUUACCUAUUCUGUGUUUGUUAAGCAUCUUCAUUAAACUGGAUGCCAAAGGUUUCUUAACACAGUGCUUUAUUUGUUUUGCUGUUCUUGAAAGAAUAAACAAACUUGUUGUGA